AUGAGCGUCGAGAACAAGACCGCCUUAUACGGCCUGACCGCCGUUCCCGCACAAUUUCCAUCUCCCUCCAGCCUCACCAUCAAGAGCUCGCUCACAAAUGACGCCACAAAACUCCGCGAGCUGGCAGCGGAAGAAGUGGCCACGAUGCCGGACACUCCGCUCGCGAGGAGGAUUGAUAAAUAUGCCAAGGUGCAAUUGCCGCCGCAGGUAUACCGGCAUUCGAGGCGGGUGUUUGCUUGGGGGAACGCGGUUGUCAGGGGCAGUACCUGGGGCGAGAAGGCUGUGUUCGAAGGGGAGAAGGGCAAUAUUGGGGACGAGAAGAUGGCGGAAAGCUGGUUCGUGACGGCCAUGCUGCACGACAUUGGCACCCCAGAAGGAACUCUGAAAAGUACACGCCUAUCCUACGAAUUCUGGGCCGGCUUCCAUGCUCUCAACAUACUGCAAGAUGCGAGCCUGACCGGCGACGCCGACAAGACCAACGCCGUGGCGGAUCGAGAGCAGGCGGAGAGCGUGGCUGAGGCAAUCCUGCGUCAUCAAGACGUCCAGGACAAGGGCAAAGUGUCUCUGUUGACGAGGCUGAUCCAUAUCGGGACUUUGCUGGACAACAUUGGCAGGGGCAAGGAGUUCAUUGACCAGCAGACGAUAGAGAACGUGGUCAAGGAGUGGUCGCGAACGGAGGCCGACGGCGAGGGGCGAGUCGAGAGUGUCUGGACGGACUGCUUCCGUGGUACGGUUGAGCUCGAGAAGAAGUACAAGCCAUAUGCUAUGGUAAGUAGGAUCGAAGGAUUCGAGGACGUAAUUUCGGAGAACGGGGCCAAAGGAGGGCUGUUCGAGGGUCAGUAG
Molecule: messenger RNA, 843 nt
Organism: Cyphellophora attinorum
Lineage: Eukaryota; Fungi; Ascomycota; Eurotiomycetes; Chaetothyriales; Cyphellophoraceae
Product: Cyanamide hydratase
Exons: 1
Coding region: 1-843 (280 amino acids)
Source: RefSeq, a predicted model, not a curated record